This is a messenger RNA of Adineta ricciae, 936 nucleotides long. The record is from the annotation of a GenBank genome assembly. NCBI's taxonomy places the organism in Eukaryota, Metazoa, Rotifera, Eurotatoria, Adinetida, Adinetidae.
AUGGUGAAUCCAGUGAAGAAAAACUUUCAUUCAGAUGGAAUUGUAAAGAAAAUCAAGAGUUAUGCCAAGAGAAAACAAAUUCCAUUGGUGAUAACAGGUGAGAUUCUUGGCAAUGAAGCGGGCUCAAUGAGUUCGACGUAUCAUGGCUAUUUAAAAUUCACUAAUCACACGCAACUUUCAGUUAUUGUGAAAUAUUUAUCAUUUAAAAGUGUUUGGAAUUAUGUUCACAUAGAAGAAUUGAAUAAUCUAAACAAAACGACUUGCUACUCGAGAAUUGAUUCGAAAAAUAAUGAAUAUUUCAUAAAUACUGAGCAAAGACAACGAAUUGUAACUGAAAAUUGGUUUCCUGUCGAAGUUUAUGUUCUCUAUAAAAGUUAUUUUUGUCAGGAAUUGAUGCCAACAUCAAGGAUUGUCUCAUUAAAUCUCUCGUACUUCUCUUUUUAUGAAAGAAUUGAACAAAAUGAAAGUGAACAAACAUUUUUUCUAAUUAUCAAAAAAUUAGACAAUGCAAUUUCGCUCAGAAAGCAUUUGCAGACCAGCUCCAAUCGAUUAACACUUUCGGCUGUUCAAAAUUUGAUCUAUUCGAUAUUAUUUUCCGUUUUACAGUUAAAACAAAUGUCAAUGAUUCAUCUCGAUCUCAACGUGGGGAAUAUUUUCUUGCUAAAUAAUCCAAACGAUCAAUUCGCAGUUCGAUUUAUUGAUUUUUCAAUUAUGAAAUUGAUUCACAAAUCUCAGCAAAUAGAUGAAGAAAUUUUCAUAAACUAUUCCGAAAAUUUGCAUCAAUCACUUCGGAGUAUUUUCCUCAAUUGUCCAUCCUGUUAUACAUAUCCACUUCCGAUCUUUGCUCAGCAAUACCAACCAGAAUUUGGAUCAUAUUUUAUCGAGCAUCUUAUCUAUGAUCCUUUUUUCUAUCUUCAAGAAAACUUGCAUGUCUAA